GACAAAUAUAUCUUACCUAAUACUAUGUUACUCAAUCGGUAUUAUCAUUAGUAUUUAUUUCGAGCAUUAGUUUACGUAUACAUAAUCUUUAUAAAUAAAUAUCAAUUAAAUAAAAUUGAUUAUAUAUCUAUAUAUAUAGAUAGAAUAAGAUAGAAAGGAAUUAGUAGAAUAAAUAACGCACAUUCCAUGUUACCAAAGAAUAUUAUCAUGUUUGUGAUAUCCUUAUCCGUUGUCUCAAAAUAUUCCUUCUACCAUAGCAGACCGUUAGGAAGUAUAUUUUUAAUCAAUGGACAAGAAUAGAUAGGAUUCUUGAUCGAUAAUACAUAUGCACCUUCCACAUGAUGCAUUUUCCAGCAAAUUUGAAGACAUUUUUGUUCCUACUUCUAUGGAGAUUAAUUUCUGUUUUUAUUGUACAAACUGCACAUGUGCCAGACGAAUACUGGCAAUCUUUGGAAGUUGCCCAUCGUCUUGCCUUUGGAUAUGGAUUUCUUACUUGGGAAUGGACUGCGAAAAUCCGUAGCUAUAUCUAUCCAUUCUUGAUAAGUUUUUUAUAUCGGAUAUUAGCCAAUUUUUCUUUAGACUCUGUUAUUACUCUAACACUACUACCAAGAUUAUUCCAAGCUAUGAUUAGUGCUUAUGCCGAUUAUAGAUUUUAUAAAUGGACCAAGAACAAAUGGAUGUUAUAUAGUUUAUGUAUUAAUUGGUACUGGUAUUAUUGUGCUACGCGCACACUCAUUAACUCAUUAGAGACUGCUUGUACUAUCAUAGCUUUAUCCAUGUUUCCAUGGCGCAACACUAAUAUCAAAAGCGCUAGAUACCUAUGGGUAGUUGGUUUUCUUUGUACAAUAAGACCAACUGCUGCUAUCGUGUGGGUACCCUUAUGUAUAUAUCAUUUAUCUACUAGUUUACAAAACAAAAUAUUAAUUAUUUGUCAGUACGGCAUGGUUGGUUUUAUAUAUUUAUUAGGUUCUGCGAUAUUAGAUAGUUAUUGUUACAAAAGUUUGACAGUCUCUUGGUGGGAGUUUUUCCGUUUAAAUGUUUUACAAUCAAUAAGCGAUAUGUAUGGAAAAGAACAUACAUUGUGGUAUAUAUUCUCCGCAUUACCUGUCCUUCUAGGACUUCACUGCGUUACAUUCUUAGGAAUGCUUCCGCAAAUAAUAAAACGUCCUAAACAAUUUCAUAGAGAGGCAGUAAUGUUAGUAGUCAUUGGGUGGACGCUUGGUGUUUAUUCUUUAUUGUCUCACAAAGAAUUUCGCUUUCUAUUACCGCUCUUGCCAAUGUUUAUAUAUAUAAGUACAAGUUGUACCAUUCACGUCAAAGUAAUUUCUAGAGAAUUAUUGAGAAAGAUAUUUUUAUAUAUUUUAACGAUAACCAAUCUAAUUCCUGGACUUUACUUUUCUUUGAUCCAUCAACGUGGAACGUUAGAUAUUAUGAAUAUCUUACAAAACGAUUUGACUAAUGAAAAUUGUACAUCUGUAAAUAUAUUAUUCCUAACACCCUGUCAUGCCACACCCUUAUACAGUCAUUUGCACAUCGAUGUGCCUACUAGAUUUUUGACUUGCGAACCUAAUUUUACAAAUUCUAAUGAUUACGUAGAUGAGGCGGAUCAAUUUUUUGAAAAUCCAAUGCUUUGGAUUAGAAAUAAUGAUUUACAAAAACAUGGUGUAAUACCAAGUCAUCUAAUAAUGUUUGAUAAUAUUCCAUCAAAGAUAAAAGAUUUUCUUGAAAAUUAUAGAUUAUUAAGCAAAGUUUUUCACACUCAUUUUCCACAAUCGAAUUAUGGAAAAUAUAUAAUGUUAUACAAACGUAUAGAUUAAAUAAUAUUUAUUAAAUGAAUAGAUUAAAGUUAACAUUACUCGACCUAUUAUAAUUAACUAUAACUUUGUGUAAACAAUUGUUUAUUUGAAAAAACACGCAGUAAAUAUAAAGUGAUACUUAAAAAAUGAUAAAAUAUAAUCUCACUUUAGAAAUGAUAUAAUACUUAAUUUUUAUGUUAUGUGGAAUAAUGUUUUCGCUUUUUGAAUGUUGUAACUUUGGAUUUAACUACAGAGUAAAUCUGAUAAUAGUCACGAAUAGAACUUUCGAAUAAUUAUUACGGAAGAAUGUGGUAAAAGUUUUGAUUUAUUUGAUCAUAGCACGAUGUACAUUAUAUAUACGCUAUUUAUUAUUACGCGAAUAAAAAUUGUUCGAUGCGAUAAGGUAAAGAA
Messenger RNA from Polistes canadensis, 2207 nucleotides. RefSeq names its product GPI mannosyltransferase 3 (gene PIG-B). The record is from RefSeq and is a predicted model, not a curated record. The transcript has 2 exons. Gene Ontology annotation, molecular function: alpha-1,2-mannosyltransferase activity. The coding region runs from base 339 to 1817 and encodes 492 amino acids. NCBI's taxonomy places the organism in Eukaryota, Metazoa, Arthropoda, Insecta, Hymenoptera, Vespidae. Gene Ontology annotation, cellular component: endoplasmic reticulum membrane. Gene Ontology annotation, biological process: GPI anchor biosynthetic process.